AAGUGUAUUUCAGCGUGCGGAAUGGCGAGAACUCGCUCUUAUUUUUCAAGUUCGCACCGGAAAAGGCUCCCUCGCUCACAAUGGCUUUGCCCCACGGUGGCGCCGCGUCCCAUGGCGGAGGGAUGAGGGAGAGACAGCAGGGUGGACGGAGUAGAGGACGAGGACGCGGACGCGGAAGACGAGGAGGUGGAGUCUGUCCCAGCCCGCAUCUGGCCCGCUCCCCUCUGACACCACGGGCCAAACCCGCCCCGAGCCUCUCACUCACUGCCCGCCUGUUCCCCCGCACGCCUCGGUCCCGGACACCCUCGGCGCAGCAGCACCCGCACACACACGACCACCACACAGAAUGGACACGGAAGGGAGCCAGACCAACCUGUCCACCACGGACUCCCCUCACGACCCCUGCAAAAUGUUCAUAGGUGGACUCAGCUGGCAAACAACACAAGAGGGUCUGAAAGAGUACUUCUGCAAGUACGGCGAGGUGAAGGAGUGUAUGGUGAUGCGAGAUCCGGUUACUAAGCGCUCGAGAGGCUUUGGAUUUGUCACCUUCGUGGAUCAGGCUGGCGUGGAUAAAGUUUUGGCCCAAACCAGGCAUGAGUUGGACUCUAAAACAAUUGAUCCUAAAGUCGCAUUCCCCCGGAGGGCUCAGCCGAAGUUAGUGACUCGCACCAAGAAGAUCUUUGUGGGAGGCCUGUCGGUGAACACCACCAUAGAAGAUGUCAAGCAAUACUUUGACCAGUUUGGGAAGGUUGACGAUGCCAUGCUCAUGUUCGACAAGACCACCAACAGACACAGAGGAUUUGGCUUUGUGACGUUUGAGAACGAGGAUGUGGUGGAGAAAGUCUGCGAGAUCCACUUCCACGAGAUCAACAACAAAAUGGUGGAGUGCAAGAAAGCUCAACCCAAGGAGGUGAUGUCUCCCACUGGUUCGGCCAGGGGGCGCUCUCGGGUGAUGCCGUAUGGAAUGGACGCCUUCAUGCUGGGGAUUGGUAUGCUGGGUUAUCCAAGCUUCCAGACUGCCACGUACACUAGUCGAAGCUAUGCAGGCAUCACCCCUGGAUAUACCUACCAAUUCCCUGAGUUCCACUUAGAGAGGACUCCCCUUCUGACUUCACCCCACCCCCCUGAACUCACAGCCAUUCCCCUCACUGCAUAUGGACCAAUGGCAGCAGCGGCAGCAGCAGCAGUUGUCAGAGGUUCUACCCCAUCUCGCACAGCUGGAUUUUUGGGAACCAGCAGCCCGGGCCCAAUGGCGGACCUUUAUGGAACAGCUGCUCAGGAGUCAGCAGUCAGCAGUUACCUCAGUGCUGCAAGUCCUGUCCCGAGUGCAGGAUUCAGCCAUGGUCUUGGGGGCCCUUUGAUCGCCACGGCCUUCACUAACGGCUAUCACUGAGAACUCAAGAGUUGUUGAUGGACGGAGAGCUGGAGGGAAUUGAAGCUGCUUUGGAGCUGAUCUGGCCCAAGCCCUGUCCACUUCGCUUCUCGUGGUGGGGGCAGCUAAAACCCCAUUUCUUUUACUCUCUCUCACACACACACACACACACACACACACACACACACACACACACACACACACACACACACACACACACACACACACACAUAUCACCCUCUUACGGCAACCUCAACACAGCCAACCCUAACGGCACCUUAGCAAAAUCAGUCAUGAAAAUGUUUCGAAAAGCCAGCAAACAAAACAAACCGUAGCAAACAGAUACAGAUGCUGUAUUUUUAGUGUUACUCUUUUGGGUUAUGUUUUACUUUGCCAUUUUGAGCGAUGGCUGCAAUUCGUCUUAUCGGGUUAUUUGACCUCUGAACCUG
Hippocampus comes (tiger tail seahorse) is the source of this 1821-nucleotide messenger RNA. RefSeq names its product musashi RNA binding protein 1b (gene msi1b). NCBI's taxonomy places the organism in Eukaryota, Metazoa, Chordata, Actinopteri, Syngnathiformes, Syngnathidae. Gene Ontology annotation, cellular component: cytoplasm. Bases 347 to 1393 code for a protein of 348 amino acids. The transcript is spliced from 15 exons. The record is from RefSeq and is a predicted model, not a curated record. Gene Ontology annotation, molecular function: mRNA binding. Gene Ontology annotation, biological process: central nervous system development; regulation of translation.